This is a messenger RNA of Symbiodinium sp. CCMP2592, 1563 nucleotides long. NCBI's taxonomy places the organism in Eukaryota, Dinophyceae, Suessiales, Symbiodiniaceae. The record is from the annotation of a GenBank genome assembly.
AUGAAACAAGUCUUCCACAAGGUGAACAAGAUCGCGUGUGAAGCACGCAAGCUGCUCGAGUCCCAAAUGGUGGUGCUGGAGUACCGUACGGUGGAGGCUGAGGAACCAGCCCCAGGAAGCCCUGCAGCUUCAGAGCAGGUGCUGUAUGGGCAUGUUGGCCAUGUGAACUUCAGCACCUGGCACCAUGUCCUGCUACGUUUGACAGCUGACAUGCAGGAACUAGGAUUGCCGUCUGAACUUUCUGAGUCGACCGGGGCACUGCAAGUCGGAGCGGUUCCGGCAGAGGCUGCAGGCAAUGCACUCGGCGCUUUCAGCGAUCUCCAGUUCUACAAGCAGCUGGACCUGAAACGUGCCUGGGAAGUCAGACCACAUGUGAUAUCUGUGAUGGACAACCACUGGCAUUCCUUGGAUUCGUCGGCCAGUCCUGUUCCUUUGCUCCCACUGGCUUUUGAUUCUGAUGCGAACAUUGCGCAGUACUGCUCCUGGCUUGGGUCUGAAGCCGAAAAGGCUAUCAGAAGCCAAGAUGCCGAGGCCAAGACAGCCAACAGAAAACAGUCAGGCAAGAAAAGAGGGCCGAGAACACCAGCCUCCAAGCCGCCUGGCAAGCGUCUGCGAACCAAGACAUCGGCUGCCGAUGCCGUUGCAUCUGCUUUGCCUGGCCCUCGUCCAGCUGACGCCGAAGCAGAUGCAGCAAGAGACGAAGGUGAUCUUGAUGAUGGCAGAGGAGUGGGCCCGGUGGACUUUGGUGAGCCGGCUGGGGAUCAAGGUUUGGCUGCUUCAGAACCUGCAGGGGUGCUAGAGCUAGAGCCCGACAACCCGUACUUGGAGCCAUUGCAGGAUCUGCUCCUGGAUCCAGACGGGGAACCUGUUGCUGCAGAGGUCGAAGAGCACUUAGAGAAGUCCUCCCUUGGAUCUGUAGAGUCCGAUAUAGCAGCGUCAGAGCUGAGUUUGGGUGAGGCCCAAGCCGACUUGCCAGAAGAUGGUGGCGAUCAAGAUCUGUUACUGGAGCUGGAACAGGAAUUCCAGGCUGAAAAGGAAGUUCGGCCCAGAGCCGAUGCUGGAGAUGUUGGCUUGGAUCUGUUGGAUGCUCCGGUUGGCCUGCCUGCAAGGGCUGCUCCUGGCCCCAGGGCUGAACCUUCUGAUGAAGCAAGGGCCCCUGCCCAGCCAAGGCGGCCAAGAGUGGAAGCUGAUAGGGAAGAGUUCCGGCUCGGGGAUUAUGGAGUCAUUCGCUUCAACAGACACUCUAAAACCUUGUUUGCAAUUUGCCCACGGCAUGCGAAGUGCCAAAUGGAAAGGACCUGCAGGCCUACAGUGCGAGACAUCAAAUCCGCAAGUGUUCUAGCUGGGCAGGGCCGCCCAGUCGGGCUGCUGAUGAAUUGGUUGGCAUCUGCACAGGAGUUCGAUUCCCAGCAGAGGCAUGUGCACAGAUUCGUGCAUACAUUCUCCUCUCGGCAGGAGUCGCGGCAGCUGUUCCAAACCUUCGAAGGAGCAGCUGCAUUUGCAGCAGCUGCCGAACGUGAAAGACGGGAGGACGAGGAGGAGGAACCGAGGCGCAUUUUGUGA